Rattus rattus (black rat) is the source of this 2702-nucleotide messenger RNA. RefSeq names its product mutS homolog 5 (gene Msh5). Gene Ontology annotation, cellular component: nucleus. Gene Ontology annotation, molecular function: ATP binding; ATP-dependent DNA damage sensor activity; mismatched DNA binding. NCBI's taxonomy places the organism in Eukaryota, Metazoa, Chordata, Mammalia, Rodentia, Muridae. The record is from RefSeq and is a predicted model, not a curated record. Gene Ontology annotation, biological process: chiasma assembly; mismatch repair. The transcript is spliced from 24 exons. Bases 79 to 2574 code for a protein of 831 amino acids.
CAUCACCGGCCAAGCCACCUGCUAAGAUGUUGCUUCUGAACCCCCUUCCCCUCCCAUGUCCUCAGAGUCGCCGAGCCCAUGGCUUUCAAAGCGACCCCAGGCCGGACGCCGCCGGGACCCGGCCCCGGGGUCCCCUCAGCCAGCUUCUCCAGCCCUCAGCCUGCAAUGGCGGCGCCUGGAGGUAUCGAGGAAGAGGACGAGGAGGAGCCGGCCGAGAUCCAUCUGUGUGUACUGUGGAGCUCGGGUUAUCUGGGCAUUGCCUACUAUGACACUAGUGACUCCACGAUCCACUUCAUGCCAGAUGCCCCAGACCACGAGAGCCUGAAGCUUCUCCAGAGAGUUCUGGAUGAAAUCAACCCCCAGUCUGUUGUGACAAGUGCCAAACAGGAUGAGGCUAUGACUCAAUUUCUAGGGAAGCUUGCCUCCCAGGAGCACAGAGAGCCAAAGAGACCGGAAAUCAUCCUUCUGCCAAGCGUGGAUUUUGGUCCAGAGAUAAGCAAACAGCGCCUCCUUUCCGGAAACUACUCCUUCAUCUCCGAGUCCAUGACCGCCACUGAGAAAAUCCUCUUCCUCUCCUCCAUUAUUCCCUUUGACUGUGUCCUCACGGUCCGGGCACUUGGAGGGCUGCUCAAGUUCCUGAGUCGAAGAAGAGUUGGGGUUGAACUGGAAGACUACAGUGUCGGCGUCCCUAUCCUGGGAUUUAAGAAGUUUGUAUUGACCCAUCUGGUGAGCAUAGAUCAAGACACUUACAGCGUUCUACAGAUUUUCAAGAGUGAGUCUCACCCCUCGGUGUACAAAGUAGCCAGCGGGCUGAAGGAGGGGCUCAGCCUCUUUGGAAUCCUCAACAGAUGUCGCUGUAGGUGGGGACAGAAGCUGCUCAGGCUAUGGUUUACACGUCCGACCCGGGAGCUACGGGAGCUCAAUUCCCGUCUGGAUGUCAUUGAGUUUUUCCUGAUGCCUCAGAACCUGGACAUGGCCCAGAUGAUGCACCGGCUCCUGAGCCACAUCAAGAACGUGCCUCUGAUUCUGAAACGCAUGAAGUUGUCCCACACCAAGGUCAGUGACUGGCAGGUGCUCUACAAGACUGUGUACAGCGCCCUCGGCCUGAGGGAUGCCUGCCGUUCCCUGCCCCAGUCCAUCCAGCUUUUUCGGGACAUUACCCAGGAGUUCUCUGACGACCUGCACCACAUUGCCAGCCUCAUCGGGAAGGUGGUGGACUUUGAGGAAAGUCUUGCUGAAAAUCGCUUCACAGUCCUCCCCAACAUAGAUCCUGAAAUAGACGCUAAAAAGAGAAGGCUGAUGGGGCUUCCGAGUUUCCUCACGGAAGUUGCUCAGAAGGAGCUGGAGAACCUGGACUCUUGUAUCCCCUCAUGCAGUGUCAUCUACAUCCCUCUGAUCGGCUUCCUCCUUUCCAUUCCCCGCUUGUCUUUCAUGGUGGAGGCCAGUGACUUUGAGAUCGAGGGACUGGACUUCAUGUUUCUCUCAGAGGACAAGCUGCACUACCGUAGUGCCCGGACCAAGGAGCUGGACGCACUGCUGGGGGACCUGCACUGCGAGAUCCGGGACCAGGAGAUGCUGCUGAUGCACCAGCUGCAGUGCCAGGUGCUGGCACGGGCUCCGGUCUUGACUCGGGUACUGGACCUUGCCUCCCGCCUGGACGUCCUGUUGGCUCUUGCCAGUGCCGCCCGGGACUACGGCUAUUCGAGACCGCAUUACUCUCCCUGCAUCCAGGGAGUACGAAUCAAGAAUGGCCGGCAUCCACUGAUGGAGCUGUGCACACGGACCUUCGUGCCCAACUCCACAGACUGCGGUGGGGACCAGGGGAGGGUCAAAGUCAUCACUGGACCCAACUCCUCAGGGAAAAGCAUAUAUCUGAAACAGGUAGGCUUGAUCACCUUCAUGGCCCUGGUGGGCAGCUUCGUGCCUGCAGAGGAGGCGGAAAUUGGGGUAAUCGAUGCCAUCUUCACCCGAAUUCACAGCUGCGAGUCCAUCUCCCUCGGUCUCUCCACCUUCAUGAUUGAUCUCAACCAGGUGGCGAAAGCAGUGAACAAUGCCACAGAGCACUCCCUGGUCCUUAUUGAUGAAUUCGGGAAGGGAACCAACUCGGUGGAUGGUCUGGCACUUCUGACUGCUGUGCUCCGUCACUGGCUAGCACUGGGACCCAGCUGCCCGCACAUCUUUGUGGCCACCAACUUCCUGAGCCUUGUUCAGCUGCAGCUGCUGCCGCAAGGACCCCUGGUACAGUAUUUGACCAUGGAGACUUGUGAGGAUGGGAACGACCUUGUCUUCUUCUAUCAGCUUUGCCAUGGCGUCGCCAGUGCCAGCCACGCCUCCUACACUGCGGCCCAGGCUGGACUUCCUGACCCACUCAUUGCUCGAGGCAAAGAGGUCUCAGACUCGAUCCGCAGCGGGAAGCCCGUCAAGCCCAUGCAUGAACUUGUGAGGAGGACCCAGAUGGAAAAUUGCCAGGCCCUGGUGGAUAAAUUUCUAAAACUGGACUUGGAAGAUCCCUCACUGGACCUGGACAUUUUCAUUAGUCAGGAAGUGCUCCCUGCCGCCACCACCAUCCUUUGAGAGUCCUCCCUCUGCCUUCCAGCUACCUGAGUCCCGGGGGCUACCACACCUCUUCCUCCCCUUCUUUACUGAAGAGUUCUCUUUGUACAUUUUGUCUUGUGUUGGGAAUAAAGUUUAUUUUGGAUCAA